Talaromyces rugulosus is the source of this 2352-nucleotide messenger RNA. RefSeq lists its product as uncharacterized. The transcript has 3 exons. Bases 1 to 2352 code for a protein of 783 amino acids. NCBI's taxonomy places the organism in Eukaryota, Fungi, Ascomycota, Eurotiomycetes, Eurotiales, Trichocomaceae. The record is from RefSeq and is a predicted model, not a curated record. Gene Ontology annotation, cellular component: cytoplasm; nucleus. Gene Ontology annotation, biological process: intracellular signal transduction; protein phosphorylation. Gene Ontology annotation, molecular function: ATP binding; protein serine/threonine kinase activity.
AUGGCCAUCUCUCAUGAAUACUCCCUCCGGGGAACGUCACAAAGUAUGGUGGCCUUGGAGGACCGCUUCGAGGUCAUGAAGGAAAUCGGAGACGGGUCGUUUGGCAGUGUCGUGCUCGCUCGAACGCGGACUGCCGGUGCCAAUGUUGCACGAAGAGGCACAAUGGUGGCUAUCAAAACGAUGAAAAAGACCUUUGAGUCGUUCGCUCCCUGUCUCGAGCUCCGUGAAGUCAUCUUCCUCCGCACGCUUCCUCACCAUGUGCACCUUGUCCCCGCCCUCGACAUCUUUCUUGAUCCAUUGAGCAAGAAACUUCACAUUUGUAUGGAGUAUAUGGACGGCAACCUUUACCAAUUAAUGAAAGCCCGAGACCACAAGUUCCUUGAGGGAAAGCACGUCAAGAGCAUUUUGUACCAGAUCCUGUCCGGGCUCGACCACAUCCAUGCCCACAACUUCUUCCAUCGCGACAUCAAACCCGAGAACAUCCUUGUCUCCACAUCGGCGCCCGUUGAUUCGGCUUUUACACGCUAUUCUAACCUCGUCACGCCUCCUUCGACCCCUCCCACAUACACCGUCAAGAUUGCCGACUUUGGUCUGGCUCGUGAAACACAUUCCAGGUCGCCGUAUACAACCUACGUGUCAACACGCUGGUACCGAGCACCGGAAGUACUCCUCCGUGCCGGAGAGUACUCUGCUCCCGUCGAUAUCUGGGCCGUUGGAGCCAUGGCCGUUGAGAUAGCCACGCUGAAGCCAUUGUUCCCUGGUGGGAAUGAGGUCGAUCAAGUGUGGCGCAUCUGUGAAAUCAUGGGAAGUCCCGGAAACUGGUACACCAAGUCUGGUGCCAAAGUUGGUGGUGGAGAAUGGCGCGAUGGUAACAGACUCGCGCAGAAGCUCGGCUUCACCUUCCCCAAGAUGGCUCCUCAUUCUAUGGAAUCGAUUCUGCAGCCUCCUCACUGGCCACAGUCAUUGAGCAACUUUGUGACUUCGUGUUUGAUGUGGGAUCCUCGUAACCGGCCAACGUCUACUCAGGCUUUGAACCACGAAUACUUUACCGAUGCCGUGGACCCAUUGUUGAGACCAAAGUCGUCAACUGCGAGGCUUAUGGGUCGCAAGAUGUCGGAGAAGAACAUCCGACCAGCAGCCAAGGAUGGCAGCGAGUCGCCUGCACUGUCUACCAAGCCCUCUUGGUUCCGUCGAUCCUUGGUCGUACGAUCUGACAGCCCUGCCCCUGUCGUUGAACCUGAACCCGUACGACCGGCUCCAGUUACACAGACCACAACUGCCGAGAUGCAGGCAGCCAAGGGCCGAUCAGCAGCUAAGCGAGCAACGUGGGCAAAUGGAGCUCCCAUGCCUAUUCUCCCUUCCAUCCGACCGGUGUCCCCCCUUUCAAAUGCAGUCACCGCCCAAGCAAACUCUGCUGUUGCGCACCACAACCAUCAAGUUUCAGCCAUGCAACAACAAGCAGAUGCAGCCAAAUCCAAGAAGAUUGGUCGCCAGCUGUCGGUCAACUCUCAUGGAAACCACUACUCGGACGCUCACAGACAGGAAGCUGAGCGAGCAUUGAAUGGCAUCGGCAAUGGCACGAAUUCUGCCGCGCAAAAAGAAAGCUUCUUUUCACACCUGCGGAAACGAGCUCGCCGGUUAUCUGGCCGGAACCAAGCUGCCGCAGUCAACUACGACGUCGAAGCCAAUGCCGGAUGCUCUCCUUGGCCAAAUCGAUCAUCUGUCGCACUGGACGCGAACAUGGUUGAAGCCAAAAACGUCGAGUUUGCCGAACUGGACAAAGCCGUCCAGGAUAUCAAAUAUGGCAUAGAGUCAGCCAACCCUCCCCCUCAGCUCACCUCUGUCCCGAACCACGUCUUAUCCAAGAGACAAUCUGUUCCCGGAGGUCCUCUUCGGUCUAUGACCGAAAGCCCUUCCCCAGUUGGCGGACCUGUGUCUAGCCGAACUCGCAGGGCGUUGCAGAUGUCAUCGCAUCCUGUUCAUCGGUACGAGACUCCUGAAGAAGAGGACGAACUGCUUGACGAAGUUCUUCACUCGGCCAGCAAGGCCGCGAGACGCCUUGCCCAGCGAUAUGAUGAGGAUUCUUCCUCUUCUCUAUACAAAGAGGACAGCCACGUUUCCGACUUGGCGAACGACUCUAGCCGUACGCUGAACCCUUACCCUACUCCCUCUCCGUCAGCCAAGCGGGACGGAGUCUCGUUUGGUCUGAAUGACAGUACACCUGUCAAACAAAGGGAGUCAAAGGUCAACGGUGAGAACUCGAACCGUCAAUGGCCCACGCCUCCAUACUCGGACCAAGAGUGGGCUGCCGCGGUUGCCAACACCAUCCUCUCUGAGUCGACCUACCGGUAG